Didymodactylos carnosus is the source of this 1665-nucleotide messenger RNA. NCBI's taxonomy places the organism in Eukaryota, Metazoa, Rotifera, Eurotatoria, Philodinida, Philodinidae. The record is from the annotation of a GenBank genome assembly.
UACCGACUGAAUGUUAUUACGAAACGCAUAGAUGAUUGAAAUACGCUCACCAUAGGUAUAUAUGAUUUAUGAUGAAUUAACAUGCCUACUGAAGUGAAUUGUUACAAAUAUUCCAUCAUCAGUUAAAGUCAGUGAAGAAUAAGCAUGCAGCACUACGCAUGCUUCAAGCAUUCUUCAACCAUGUACACUAUUCACACAAGUAUGAAGGAUAACUAUGGUGUGGUUUUGGAAAUUCAUUGAGGAUGAGUAUGCACGAUUAAGACAUUCGUGGAAGAGUGAGAUUGACGAACUUUGGCUUGCUCGUUCUACUAUAGAAUUUGCAUUCAAUGUGUGUUAUAAUUAUAAGAAAAUAGUCAUAUAAACCUACGAGUGCGAUAAAUGUGGGUGAAAGGUUUCUCAGAUAGAUUACACAAUGUGUCCUCAUCGGUUAAAGUUAGUGAAGAAUAAUCAUAUUUAUGUAGAUUUUUGUUUUCUCUCUUAUUUGAGUGAAAAAGCACGGUAUCAUAUUCAAGUGCGGUAACAGUGAUAAAGUGAUCAUUUAUUUACUCACCCUAUUUGUAACAUCCCUAGUGCUGAAAUUAGGACAUGAGACUCCAUACGUCAUAUAUCAAGAUCGUAUCAUUCUUUUGCGUUCUCUUGUUUUAUGUAGAAAAGAAUCUCUUGUUCACUUUCUAUCGUUUCUCACUUUUCUUUUUUCCGUUCUGUGAAUAAAUGUAUCGAAAUGUAGAAAGCCCUUAAAGCGGUAACCAUUUUAACGGCAUUCCUAGUAUGACGCAGCAAUAUUCAUCUCUCAAAGUCGACAAAAAUACAAUAAUACGGAUGAUAGGCUAUGUAUAAUUCACUCCCUCCGAUUGCCUAAUAGAAGUUACGAGUACAUCCGAUUUCAGCAGAAUUAGUGUAGAAAAGUAUUAUUCACGCAGAAAGCAAAAGCCUGUCAACUCUUUUAGUAGUAAUUACUUAUGGGCGAUAUAUAAUCAACUUUCAGGAAAAGAAUAUAAAUUUAAACAUACGACUGAAGCAAUGUAUCAUCAGAAUCCAUCAGUUGAGGCAGUCCCUGCUUCGCUGCAAUCAUUAACUGCAAUGAAAAAUAACAGAUGGUUUUUCGCAGUUCCAUUAAUUGCUUUAUGCUGUGUCGGGAUAUUCGGUUUGCUAUUAUUAGCAACUGUUGUUUUAGCCUUGAUACCGGUGUAUCUACCAAAACGUGGCCAUGUAGUUCUAGCUAAUCAAACAUCAGCGACAAUUUAUCUGGAAUAUACGAUAAUUAAUGGUGAAAGAAAACGAGAAAUACGUGAAAAACGUGAUUAUUCUGAUGAUUCAAAAACUAGUUCUACAGAAGAAGAAAAACAGAACACAGCCAAUCAGAUUUCUUAUGCAUACAAUUAUGAGUCAAAUCAAGCAAAAAUUGUUGUUGGUAAUAUGAUAUUUUUAUCAUCAUUUGUCAUCCCAUUCCAACUGGCCUAUACGCCACUGUGUAGAACGCAAGCAUGUCAAAAGCAGCUGCAAGAUAGGACUGUACAACGAUUCCGUUCAGGAAUAGGCAGUCAAAUUUUAUUCACGUUCACUGAUGAUAAUGGACAUUUAUUUACUUUUAGAGCACAGCUAGUAACUGUUUACCCACCAACAAUCAACGAUCAGAGUAUUACAACUGCAAAAUCAUCAGGUUAG